GAAACCCUCCUCCCGGGUUUUUUGGGCUCCAUGGCAACAGUAAAGCUUCGGGUAGCGCGAGCUCUCGAGUUGUUAGUCAGACUUCCUUCGGGAGGCGGGUCCUAGAACCGGGCUAUGCGUGCGCAGUGAGGUCGUACUUAUCCGCGUGGAAGCUGGGGUUGUCUAGCUGUUGGGAGGCGAUCUUCCCACCAAUAUUCCAGGUCCGUUACUUCAGCCUCCAACUCCUGGGAGUGUACUGUUUGGGGAGGGCCAUGUCCCGGCUCCCAGCCCCAGGCUCUGUGAUUGUCCCUGACUGGCACGAGAGCGCAGAGGGCAAAGAGUACUUGUCGUCCAUCCUUCGGAAGAACCGGCGAAGGGUGUUUGGGCUGCUCGAGAGGCCAGUUCUACCUCCCCAGGUGGCUGCAGACACUGCAGGCUACAAGAUCUUUGUUUCUGGGAAGAGUGGGGUCGGGAAGACGGCCCUUGUGGCCAAGUUGGCGGGCCUGGAGGUUCCUGUGAUACACCAUGAAACAGUGGGCAUCCAGACAACAAUAGUGUAUUGGCCGGCCAAACUGCAGGCCAGCGACCGAGUGAUCAUUUUCCGCUUCGAGUUCUGGGACUGUGGAGAGGCAGCACUCAAGAAAUUCGAUCACAUUCUGCCCGCCUGCAAGGAGAAGACAGAUGCCUUCCUCUUCCUCUUCUCCUUCACUGACCGUUCCUCCUUUGAGGAUCUCCCGGCUCAACUUUCCCGGGUUGCUGGAGACGCUCCCAACACUGUCAAGAUGGUGAUCGGCUCUAAGUUUGACCAAUACAUGCACACUGAUGUUCCCGAGCGGGACCUCACAGCCUUCCGCCAGGCCUGGGAGCUGCCCCUGCUGCGGGUGAAGAGCGUCCCUGGGCGCCGGUUGGCUGAUGGGCGCACCCUGGAUGGGCGGGCCGGACUGGCAGAUGUGGCGCAUAUCCUCAACGGCCUGGGGGAGCACUUGUGGCACCAGGACCAGGUGGCAGCUGGGCUGAUCCCUGGCCCCCAGGAGACCGCUCCCGAGGAGGGGCAGGGCUGAGGUGCUCCCGGAAGUAGGGCUUGGCCUGGCAUUCCUGCCAGGGGAAGAACUGGCAUGUAAUCUGGUGACACAGAAAGAAUACAGCUGGGCAGAAGGGCUGAGCCAGAGUCCCAGCCCCCACUCUUCCUAGUGUGACCUUGAGCAAGUCCUUUCACUUUGACUCCUAACUCUGAUUUUCUGCUCUAUAAAAGGGAAAUGUACCUCCACUGCCUCCCUCGCAAGGAGGUUGUUGGGAAUGCAUUUACAGGCUUUAAGUCGUGAUAGAAAGGUGAAGGGCUGAGAAUGAAUGCCGGAUCCGACUGGGCUGUCUGUCUGUGGGGUAAUGGAAAGAGGGAGGAAUUUGGAGUCUGAAGACAGGCUUUUGAAUUCUAGCUCCAUCACUUAGCACUUCUGGGACCCUUUUCCUCCUCUGUGAGAAGGACAAGAUGCUCGGCAAGUUCCUUUUCCCUGGGGGGUGAGGGAGCAUGCUCCCAGGUCUCCCCUCCCCAGCUCUGAGCCAGUAUAGAGGAGAAGGGGGCAGAACCCAAGAGGACCAGGCCAGCUGGACGAGCCAAGCUCCCGAACCUUAGCUGGUGACUUGGAGGCUCCAUGGAGAUAUUCUGGUCUCAGACUAGCCCUUCCAGAACUCGGCUCGGGGCUAAAGAAAAAACACAGGGCUUGGAGUCAGAAGCCUUGAGUUCCAGUCCAUACCUGCCUGAGUACCUUAUCAGAAGUUACCAAGUCUAUCAGACUCUCCAUUUAUACGGUUCUCAAGACCUCACCCGCUGCAGCACCUCCUCCACCUCUGGUCCUUCCCUCCUAGGUGGGCAUUUGGAUUUCCUUGUGUGGAGAGAAGGAGCUCUGAGGGGUGGAGGAGGGGAGACCCUCCCGGAGGAGCUGAAGGAGGAGGGGAGACCCUCCCGGAGGAGCUGGAGGAGGAAGGGAGACCCUCCCGGAGGAGCUGGACUACUCGGAGUCCAAAUUUAGCUGUGGAGCGCCUAAGGGGAGGGCGCCUUAAGCUAAACUCGUAUUUCUCCCUCUGUCUCCGUGCGCCUGGAGGUACUUUUUCUUUUUAGGACUCUGAAGGGACUCGUGUUCUGAAGCCACCCGGACCAACAAUUCUAGAAGCAGCGUUUCCGUCUGAAAAUCAGUAUUAAGGAAAAUGGUUCCCUGACCUGGGCCGUGGGAACUUGUUUUAUUUACGAAUAUAUCUACACAAUUAUACAUAUUUGAUCAUUAUUUAAAUAGAACCCGUUUCCCUUGCAAUUUAUGCAUUUAAAAACAUCCCAAAUCCUUUUGUCCACGACAAAAGUAGGGGCCAGAGCCCCUGAUUUCAAGGAGGUCAGGCAGGAACCCCGGGGCUUGGGGGUUGUAAGUGGCUCCGCGAAGCUGGACAGCGACUUUCGCUGGGGGCUGGACAGAGACUGCCCCAAGGCCGGAGCAGGGGGUGGCGGAGGGAUCUCUCACAGAGGAGUUGAGAGCCUGAGCCUGAGCCUUCCCCCCAGCCCCGCAGAGGAGGCUCUCCGCCUCCUCUCCCCCAGCCUCCUUCCACAUUCAGUGUUUAAUAGGCCUCCCCCCCAGGGGCAGUCCCGCUCCUGCUGCAGACUCGGGAGGGAGGGCCUGGGUGUGGGCCACACUUGUGCUCCGUAAUUUUCCUAAUAGCAGAGCAAAUACAAAUAGCAUCGAAGGGGAGACAGUUUGUAUGGAGGAAGCAGCCCGGAAAUUGUCGGGAAACCUGGGUCUUGCUAGUGACGGGGUCUUGCAGGCCCUCUCUGAGCCUCAAUUUUUUUUUCUUUCUGUAAAAUGGGAAUGCUAAUUACGAUAAUUGUAUAAAUAUGCCUGCGUAUAUUGGAUUUAACAUAUUUCUACCAUGUUUAACAUAUAUUGGACUACUUGCCAUCUGGGGAGGGCGUGGGGGAAGGGGGGCAAAAUUGGAACACAAGGUUUUGCGAGGGCUAAUGUUGAAGAAUCGUCCAAGCAUAUGUUUUGAAAAAUAAAAUGCUUUAAUUAAAAAAAA
Molecule: messenger RNA, 3036 nt
Organism: Antechinus flavipes (yellow-footed antechinus)
Lineage: Eukaryota; Metazoa; Chordata; Mammalia; Dasyuromorphia; Dasyuridae
Gene: CPLANE2
Product: ciliogenesis and planar polarity effector complex subunit 2
Exons: 6
Coding region: 252-1040 (262 amino acids)
Molecular function (GO): GTP binding; GTPase activity
Source: RefSeq, a predicted model, not a curated record